Hirundo rustica (Barn swallow) is the source of this 3132-nucleotide messenger RNA. Its product is annotated as SLAIN motif-containing protein-like. The transcript has 10 exons. The record is from RefSeq and is a predicted model, not a curated record. Lineage: Eukaryota; Metazoa; Chordata; Aves; Passeriformes; Hirundinidae. Gene Ontology annotation, cellular component: microtubule plus-end. Gene Ontology annotation, biological process: positive regulation of microtubule polymerization; microtubule nucleation; cytoplasmic microtubule organization. The coding region runs from base 184 to 2184 and encodes 666 amino acids.
GCCGGGCUGAGCCGCCGGAGAAAGGCGGCACCGGCUCCGACCGGGUGGGCGGCCGCCCUCCGACCGACCGCCAUCCGCCUGUCCGGCCGCAUUUCCAUCCAUCCAGGAUAAACCUGGGAAUGAACAAAGGAUGUUUUCACCAUUUUCUUGACGCUGUUGUUGUCUGACGUCAGCACCUUGUUAAUGAUGUUUCCUGACUUUGCUCCAUCAGUGCUUUUCUCAAGAAUUUUGUUGAGGGCCCGGCUGUCCGGGAGGAUGGUGGUGCCUGGGAAUGCCCCGCUGAUCCAGCAGGACCCCGCUCUGGAGCCGGCCCUGGGGAGAGACGCCGCGGAGCACUCGGCCAUGGGCCCGGGCACCGAGCCCCCCGAGGACGUGGGCCCCGAGGUGCGCAAGCUGCGGGAGCUGGUCAGGAGGCUGGAGCUGGACAAUCAGCACGCCAGGAGCAGGGGCAGCAGGACCCUGCUGGGGACAAACGUGCCGGGGGACAUCCGUGCCGGCGUGGAUAACCGCGAGCCCGGCCUCAACGGGACGGAGAUCAACAACAGCAUCAACGCCAUCGCCGAGCAGCAGGAGUUCCAGCUGAUGGCGGAUCUGCGCAGCCAGCUGAGCAAAAUGAGGCAGGAGGAAGGAGAGAACGACUUCAGAAGAGCCCUGGAUGCCCCAGUGCAAUACAGCUGCAACAGUGUCCCCGAGGAGGUGUCUCCCAACGGGGAGCAGAGCCACAGCAAAGGCAGGUGUCCCUCGCCUGUGGAUACAAGUGACAGCUCCGGGCUCCUGGGCAGCCUGCUCAUGGCAGGGAUCCGUGCCCCGGCUGCAAUCCAUGAACAGAAUCCCAGUGAAAAUGGUGCGGAUCUAGAGAGGCUUCCGAGUCACGCGGAUCUGGAUGAAGUCAAAGUGUUAGAACUGGAAAACUGCCCCGAAGAAGAGGAUUGCUGGCUCUAUGUGUCUCCAAGGAAAUCCAUGGAUGAGAAAACAGCCUCUCCUCUGAAAUGGUGCCGGCAGGUGCUGGACAAUCCCAGCCCCGAGAUUGAGGCUGCCUGCAGAACCCUCAUCAACAGGCUGGACCAAGCCAGUAGAUGGAAAAACCUGUAUUGCAGCCCCCUGGCAUCUCCCAGCGCACAUAACCUGAAUUCCGAGGCAGGCUCCUGUAGCAAUGCACUAAACUCUCCUGGGCACCUCAAAUCGACUAACAAAGCACUACUAACCUGUGGCAGCUCAGGGUACCUGAGCAUGCACUCGGCCCUGAGCUCCCAGUCCUCGGUGGACAGCGAGCUGAGCACCUCGGACGACUCCAUCUCCAUGGGCUACAAACUGCAGGACCUCACUGAUGUCCAGGUCAUGGCACGGCUGCAGGAAGAGAGCCUGCGGCAGGACUGCGCCUCCAGCUCCGCCUCCGUGUCCCGGCGCAGCUCCAGCGCCUCCCUGCACUCGCUGCGCCGCGGCACCUACAGCGACCAGGAAUUCGACACCUACAGCCUGGAGGACGAGGACGACUGCGACUGCUCGCUGUCCUUGCGCAGCGCCCACCGCUACUCCCCGUCGCCGCUGAGCUCCCCGCGCUGCCAGUCGCCCUCCUCGGGCGCGGAGCUGGGCAGGGCCGCGGCGUCGCGCCUGCGAGCCCCGCGCAGGGCGGUGCAGAGCCCCAUGCAGGAGCGCCUCAAGUACGCCAACAGCGAAGAGGAGCUGAGGCACAGCAUGCCCAACCUGGCCCGCGGCAGCCUGCGCACGCUCGAGGCCGUGCGGAGCAGCCGCAGCCUGGAGUCCGACCUGCAGGUGCCCAGCAGCCGCAUCCCAAGGACUCAGCAGCGGUCAGCAGGUCUGACUCCCAGCAAGCUCAGGUACUCCUCGGGGGCCGCGCAGUCCCCGCUCACGGCGCGCCAGCCCGGGAAGGCGGCCCCGGGAGCCAACCCCCUGCUGCCCGGCCGGCAGGUGGGGAAGCCCUGCAGCUACACGGCUCCCGUCCCCCCGGUUCGCAAGCCGCAGCUCCACGCGAGCUCUCCCAGCAGCAGUUGCACUUCCAGAGGCACCGCCAUGGUCACUGUGGCCAAAGCCGCUGCCCUGAAGGCACGGCCGGCUGUGGGAGGGGUGGCCGUGCCCAAGGGAAAGGCAACGCCGCCGUCCAGGAGGUACCUCCAGGCAGCGCAGGCCCCCGAGGACGACUCCUGGAAGGAUGGGUGCUACUGACACCCCAGAGCACCUCCGUGGAGCAGAUCCCAGCUGGCUGGGCGUGACCUCACUGGGAAGGGCCCCGAGCCCCUGUCCCUGCUGUACAUAUCCCUCAUUCCUGUGCUCUCCACACCACCCACCUCCCUCUGCUCUGCCGGGAGCCGGGACACACAGCUCCCACCCUUCACGGAAACCCGAGUCUUCCCAGGAAGACUGGAAAAGCCUUAUUUCAUCCACACCCCAGCUGCAGCCCUGGGAAAGGUCUGGCCACCAUCCCCUCCCCGGGGUGCUGCAGGGCUGGGGUGUCCUCUCUGUGCCAGAAGCAGCUCUGAGCUGGUGCUGUGGCAGAGCUCAUGGGGAGUAGAACUAGUGACAUAGGUGUUAGAUUUGAGACUUUUUAAGCCCAACCUGAUGUACUCUAAUAUUUGUCUGGAAUUCAACUGGGUUUGGUUUUUUGGUUUUUUUUUUGGUUUUUUUACUUCUGUAUAGAAUGUAUUUCUGCUACUUUUUAUUGUUUGGUCUAGAGUUGCAGCAGGUUUUUAUAACUGUAGAACACUCUGAGCUGUUGUAUCCAGGUGUCAGCACAGGUCACAAGGAGCAGUACACAAUAUUUGUGUGGGGUGUGAAGAGGCAGGGACAGGGAUGCCACUUAAAAACUGCUGGGCACCAGCACCUUCUUACCUCAGCUGAGCAAGUUCAACACCAAGAGUAAACUUUUUAAAAAUCACCUUCCCUCACAGCUUUGUCUUGAAGUGUUGGAGCUCUCAGCUGCUUCCCAACUGCCCUGACUUUUGUAGAAGUUUUCUACUCUCUCUUAAGGAUUCUGUUCCAGUGUCCUUUUCUUCAGCAAGUGCUGGAUGCUACAAAUACAGUCUUAGUCCAGGAAAUAUGCACUGAUAGCAAUGUUCUCCCUGCCAUCAAUGUGACUUUGAUAGUGUAGUUUAAUAAAAUGUUAUGGUGCUGAAA